AUGCUGGAAGAGACAGGCCUGCCCGGGCAGGCACCUGGAGGGCAGAGGGUUUAACCUUCUCUUUCUCAUUUUAAGGGCUGUGCAGAGAAGUGCUACUUCGGCCCGCGAUGCCGCUUCCUUCACGACGUCGGCGAGUACAUGGCCGCGAAGCCAGCUGACCUGGGGAGCACCUGUGUGCUCUUCAAAACCUUCGGCAAGUGCGUUUACGGCGUCACGUGCCGCUUUGCCCAGGCCCACCUCGGGGAUGGCUACCAGAACGUUGUCAACACGGACUUGGCCAAGCAGUGGGAAGGGAAGUCACCGGUGAGGAACAACCUCUCCAAGGACCUCCAGCACCAGCUGCGCAAGAGGAAGUUUAGCUUCAAGAAGGCUGACGAGUACCUCCGUGGUCUGGCCAAGCCCCACGGUGAUGGUGGGAAGGGAGGGAAAGCCACGGGGCCCUCUACAGAGGAGCAAGAGGUGUCUGACUAUGGUGAGGAGGCUUCCUCCAUCAAAAGAGCGGGCCCAGUGACAGACGAAGACGUGAUAAAGCUGCGGUCAUGUGAGAAGAAGAAGUUGGAAAUCCAAGGCAAGCUCUACUUGGCUCCACUGACCACAUGCGGUAACCUCCCUUUCCGAAGGAUAUGCAAGCGCUUCGGGGCAGACGUCACCUGCGGGGAGAUGGCUGUGUGCACAAACCUGCUGCAGGGCCAGUCCUCCGAGUGGGCCCUCCUCAAACGGCAUCAUACCGAAGAUAUUUUUGGGGUGCAGCUGGAAGGAGCGUUUCCAGACACGAUGACCAAAUGUGCAGAGCUCCUGAACCAGACAAUCGAAGUGGACUUUGUAGACAUCAAUGUUGGGUGUCCCAUUGACCUGAUCUACAAGAAGGGAGGAGGCUGCGCUCUGAUGACUCGAUCCAACAAGUUUGAACAGAUCGUCCGAGGGAUGAACUCGGUGCUGGACGUCCCGCUGACUGUGAAGAUUCGGACGGGAGUGCAAGAAAAAAUUAACGUGGCUCAUAAAAUAAUCCCCAAGAUCCGGGAAUGGGGAGCAUCCAUGGUCACGCUUCACGGUCGAUCCAGGGAGCAGCGGUACACGAGGGGCGCCGACUGGGACUACAUUGCAGAAUGUGCUAAAAUAGCGAGCCCCAUGCCUCUCUUUGGAAACGGUGACAUUUUGUCUUAUGAAGAUGCUAAUCGAGCCAUGCAGACAGGCGUUUCGGGAAUUAUGAUUGCAAGAGGGGCACUCAUCAAACCAUGGCUUUUCACUGAAAUUAAGGAGCAAAGGCACUGGGAUAUCUCCUCCAGCGAGAGAUUCGAUAUCCUCAAAGACUUCACCAACUAUGGCCUUGAGCACUGGGGGUCGGAUACUCAGGGAGUGGAGAAGACCAGGAGCACUGCCAUCACCUUUUGUUGCAGAUACAUUCCAGUCGGCUUAUUGGAACACCUACCUCAGAAAAUUAACGAGCGGCCACCUUACUACAUGGGGAGGGACUAUCUGGAGACGCUGAUGGCGAGCCAAAACGUGGACGAUUGGAUUAAAAUAAGUGAGCUGCUUCUGGGACCUGUACCUACCAGCUUCACCUUCCUGCCCAAACACAAAGCAAAUUCGUACAGAUAA
Apaloderma vittatum (bar-tailed trogon) is the source of this 1599-nucleotide messenger RNA. It is a transcript of the gene DUS3L, whose product is annotated as dihydrouridine synthase 3-like (S. cerevisiae). Lineage: Eukaryota; Metazoa; Chordata; Aves; Trogoniformes; Trogonidae. The transcript is spliced from 12 exons. Gene Ontology annotation, molecular function: flavin adenine dinucleotide binding; RNA binding; tRNA dihydrouridine synthase activity. Gene Ontology annotation, biological process: tRNA processing. The record is from RefSeq and is a predicted model, not a curated record.